Messenger RNA from Bombus pyrosoma, 947 nucleotides. It is a transcript of the gene Mthfs, whose product is annotated as 5-formyltetrahydrofolate cyclo-ligase. Gene Ontology annotation, biological process: tetrahydrofolate interconversion; folic acid-containing compound biosynthetic process. Lineage: Eukaryota; Metazoa; Arthropoda; Insecta; Hymenoptera; Apidae. The record is from RefSeq and is a predicted model, not a curated record. Bases 152 to 865 code for a protein of 237 amino acids. The transcript has 4 exons. Gene Ontology annotation, molecular function: 5-formyltetrahydrofolate cyclo-ligase activity. Gene Ontology annotation, cellular component: mitochondrion.
AUAUAUAUUUACAUAUAAUGGAAAUAAUAAUCAAAACAUUACUUUUUAUUUAUAAUUCUUCAACUAAUGCUCCAAUUAUAAUCAACAAUAUGAAAGAAAGCAACACAAGUAUUAGAACAUUCAAAUAAAUCAAAUAUGAUAUAGCUGAUAUAUGAAGAUAAUUGAGUUCUUUUUUUGUAAGAGGUGCAUAUUGAUAAAAAUUAUGGCUGGAAUAAAAUCUGCUAAAAGUGCUUUACGUAAAAAAAUGAAAGAUAUUAUUACACAACUUAAUACUGAAGAGAAACAAAGACAAUCAAUGAAGGUAUUUGACAAACUAUGUUCUCUACCACAGUUUCAAGAAAGCACGAGAAUUUCCCUAUAUCUAAGCACAAAAGAUGAAAUUGACACAAUUGAAAUAUUAAAAUAUAUAUUUGAAAGAAAAAAAGUCGUAUUUGUUCCUAGGUAUAAAGGAAAAGAAAUGGAAAUGGUUAAACUACUUUCGAUGCAAGAUUAUGAAACACUACCAUUAACCAAAUGGAAUAUUAAACAACCAAAUGUUAAUGAACUUAGAGAAAACGCAUUACAAACUGGUGGAUUAGAUUUAAUACUUAUACCAGGUGUUGCAUUUACUGCUAAUGGCAAGUUUAGUUUGUAUAGAUUAUUUGGAAAAGCUUUAAUUUUUAAAAAUUACAGUAAUAUGUAUUAUCAAUUAGGAAAACGUUUGGGACAUGGAAUGGGUUAUUAUGAUAAAUUUUUGGACUUAUGUUUAAAGAAACAACAAAAAAUACCGCACUUAAUUGCACUGGCAUUUAAUGAACAAUUGUGUGAAGAUAUUCCUACAUCUGAAAAUGAUAUACUUUUGGAUCUUGUACUUACAGAGAAAUAAUUUAUUAUGAGAAAAUUUAAGUUUUGUAUUCAUGUUCUUAAUUUAACUGUAUUUUAUAAUAAAUAAGUUAAAUAUAAAAAUA